Messenger RNA from Triticum dicoccoides, 2312 nucleotides. Its product is annotated as WEB family protein At2g38370-like. The record is from RefSeq and is a predicted model, not a curated record. Lineage: Eukaryota; Viridiplantae; Streptophyta; Magnoliopsida; Poales; Poaceae. Gene Ontology annotation, cellular component: cytosol. Bases 135 to 2018 code for a protein of 627 amino acids. The transcript is spliced from 2 exons. Gene Ontology annotation, biological process: chloroplast accumulation movement; chloroplast avoidance movement.
UCCGCUUCCAGCCCACCCACUCUCUCUCCCUCGCUCUUCGCCCAAACCCAAGAACCUCUCUCUCCCUCGCUCUUCGCCCAAACCCAAGAACCCUGACCCAGCAGCACGCGCAGGACCCGAGAGAAGAGAAAGGGAUGGAAGAGGAGGCCCGCCCGCCCCUGCUCCCGGUGCGCGUCCCGGUGAACGGCGAGGACCUGGCCCCGCCCUCCGCUGGCGCGUGCGGCGUCGGCGUCGGCGUCGGCGGCGGCAGGGCGGAGAUCGACACCUCCGCGCCGUUCGAGUCCGUGCGGGAGGCCGUCGACCGCUUCGGCGGCAGCGCCGCCUGGAGCUCCCACCUCGUCAACCGCAUCUUCGCGCACCACAAGAAACAGAACCAGACUGUGUGUGGGGGGACUGAAGACGAGCAACGCGCCAAUCUGGCGGAGCAGACCGCGCAGAUAGAGAAGGAGCUCGGCGCCAAGGAGAGGGAGACGCUCGACGUGCUCAAGCAGCUGGAGUCCGCCAAGAAGAUCAUCGCAGAUUUGAAGCUCAAGAUUCAGAAGAAAACAGGUGAAGAUACAUUGCAGCCUGAAGAAGAGAAGCAGCAGCAACAGCAAGAUAGCAACUGCUCUUUCACUGAACUGUCCACAGCAGAACCUGAAGUGAAGCGGCCUGAAGGAAAUGCUGAGGCUACAGAAGUGCAAACAGCAGAACCUGAAGCCAAGCAGCAGCCUGAGGGAAAUGCUGAAGUUGCAGAAAUGCAAACAACAGAACCUGAAGUGAAGCAGCCUGAUGGAAAUGCAAAUGCUGGAGCUGAUGUGGACAUGUGCGCCGGUCUAGAUGAACAAGAGCACCAGCAGCAGCAUCCUAACUUGGUUCUGAUGGAGCUCGAGCAGGCAAAGUCGAACCUGAACAGAACCACGGGUGACCUCGCUGCCAUCAGAGCCUCCAUCGAGUCGCUGCGCAACGACAUCGCAACGGAGAAAGUCCUGGUGGAGAGGAGCCGGGAGAAGGUGUCCUCGGACGCCACCUUGGUUUCUUCUCUGAAGCAGGAGCUGGACCAGACCACGCAGAAGCUGCAGACGCUGAAGGAUCUUCAGAGAAGGCGCGAGGAUCCCUCGGACAUCUUCUUCGAGAUCAAGAGGAUGACUUCCGAGAUAGAGCAGCUCAGGAAUGCUGCAAAUGCUUCGAAAUCUGAAGCCAUGAUGUUAGCUGCCGAGAUUGAGCAGACCAAGGCCACCAUCGGCACUGCUGAAGUGAGAUGUCUUGCAGCCAAGAAGAUGGAAGAAGCUGCAAGAGCAGCUGAAGCUCUUGCACUAGCUGAGAUCAAGGCCCUGCUCUGCAGUGAAGCCUCAGCUCAAGAUCUCCAGGACACAGAUGGAGUGAGCCUUUCAGUGGAAGAGUACUCCGAGCUUGCUUCGAUGGCUCAAGAGGCCGAUGAAAGCUCAAGGAACAAGAUUGCAGCUGCCAUGGUCCAUGUCGAUGAAGCCAACCAAUCGAAGUCGGAGUCACUCACAAGGCUAGAGGAAGCGAAAAUGGAGGUCGAGGAAUGCAAGAAGGCGCUACAAGAGGCCCUGAAGAGGGUAGAGACUGCCAACCGAAGAAAGUUUGCGGUGGAAGAGACCCUUCGUCGAUGCCGAUCCGAGACCGGACACAAGAGGCGCUCAUUCCGUGGCUCCCCCAAGUUCAAAACUGCAGCACAUCGCCACAGAGAUGACUCUCACUGCAUGGACAUCAUCGAUGUUUCAGACAACUCCAUGAAACCGACACUGUCGAUCGGGCAAAUACUGAGUAUGAAGCUGAUGGGGCCUGAUGGGUACGACAAGAGCGUGUCGGACGACACGAGUACGAGUGAAACUUCUAGUGUCUCCCUUGGCCAGAUCCUGAACAGGAGGCAGGCAAUCUUGACUUAUAGCAGUGAUGCAAGUGCUAACAAGAAAUUCUCCGGAAAGAGGAAGAAGUUUGCCUUCACUGGGCUUUCAGUUUUCUUGGCAAAGCAGGCCAAGAGCAAGAAGAAGAGAGGAUCAGAUGAGAACUGAUGUUAACUCUGCCAGAACACUAGCUUAGUUACUGAGUGUUUUGACCCCCUAUGUCCAUGUCCUGUGUUCCUGUAUAAUGUUCCUAGGAGUAUAUGUUUCUAGGUCUAAUGAGGUUCUGAUAUUUCUGUAGCUCCAUGUACCAGCUUGUCAGUCUAGCAUCUCCUGAGUGAUGUUGCUGAUUAGUUAGUUAAGAGUUAGGUUGGUAUCAUGUGCUCUAUGAACAUGGAAGAUUUCAGUUGAGUUAUAGCUCUGUAUCAUGUACCCUGUGGUCGUGUAAGACAUUGAUUUGUAGUA